AUGUCAACUCCAUCAAUAACACAUGAAUCCUUCGAUUCGUUGGAAGCGUUAUCCACGCUGGUUAUCUCGGAGAGCACGGCCUUGCUUGAACCAGAGGAUCCAGCGAACAAGACAAUUUUAUCAAAACUCAAGAUUUGGUUACGUGAAAUGUUUAAAUUUUUGGUAUCAUUAAUCAAUUUCAAGAAAUCGAAGUUCACUCCCAUCAAGAAGAAGGAGGUUGAGGAGGAUAAAUUAAAGAUAUUCAUUGGCACAUGGAAUAUGCAUGGGAAACUUCCGCCACGCGGUCUCGCACCCUUCAUUGAGAAACCGGCGAUAAAUCCUGGAGAAAUCAAGUACUCUCCCCUGCUGAACCGAAAACCUCGACAUCCUUAUCACAUAUUGGUCAUAGGAACUCAGGAGUGCCAACAUAACAUAAAGCAUUCCAUACUUUUUCCAUCAAAGGAGGAAUGGGAGUCCAUGCUGGUGGAUCACCUGGGAGACGAAUACGUCCUCGUGAAAACGGAAACCAUGGCGGCCUUGCACUUGGCGGUAUUUGUGUGGAAACAAUGUCAUGACUUUGUUAGAGAUUAUCAGCAUGAUGGAGUUGCCACAGGAUUCGCUAACCUUUUCGGCAACAAAGGCGGAAUCGGCAUCUCUCUAUUAUUCGGCAGUACGUCAUUUUGUUUCAUCAACAGUCAUUUGACCGCGCAUCAAGACAAAGUUCAGGAACGCAACAACGAUGUAAAAAAAAUAUGCAAAGAAUCGAGGCUAAAGGGUUUUAAGGCUGAGGAUAAAGGUCACACGUAA
This is a messenger RNA of Acaulospora colombiana, 786 nucleotides long. The record is from the annotation of a GenBank genome assembly. NCBI's taxonomy places the organism in Eukaryota, Fungi, Glomeromycota, Glomeromycetes, Diversisporales, Acaulosporaceae.